Aspergillus calidoustus is the source of this 645-nucleotide messenger RNA. NCBI's taxonomy places the organism in Eukaryota, Fungi, Ascomycota, Eurotiomycetes, Eurotiales, Aspergillaceae. The record is from the annotation of a GenBank genome assembly.
AUGGAUCCCAUCCGCCUCACAGUCCUCAUUUCCGGCUCCGGAACAAACUUGCAAGCCGUCAUCGACAACACCUCACUCCCCACAAAAAUCAUCCGAGUCAUCUCAAACCGCAAAGACGCCUUUGGCCUGGAACGCGCAAGGCGCGCCGAUAUUCCAACACACUACCACAAUCUCGUCAAAUAUAAGAAACAGCAGCCUGCGACGCCGGAGGGCGUGCAGCGCGCACGGGAGGAAUACGACGCGGAGCUUGCGAGACUGGUGCUGGAAGACAAGCCGGAUCUUGUGGCGUGUCUGGGGUUCAUGCAUGUUCUCUCCGAGGGAUUUUUGGGGCCCUUGGAGGAGAAGGGCGUGCGCAUCAUAAACCUGCAUCCGGCAUUGCCGGGAGAGUUUAACGGAGCGAAUGCCAUUGAGCGAGCUCACCAGGCCUGGUUGGAGGGCAAAAUCGAGAAGACGGGGGUGAUGAUCCAUAAUGUGAUCUCUGAGGUGGAUAUGGGGAAGCCGAUUCUUGUUCGGGAGAUUCGCUUUGUCAAGGGGGCCGACGAGGAUCUUCAUGCGUUUGAGCAGAAGGUGCAUGAGAUUGAGUGGGGAAUUGUGAUUGAGGGGAUACAGAAGACUAUCGAUGAAAUUCGGGCAACGAGAUCUUAG